AUGUCUCCACCAGCCGUUAACUUUAACAACAAUAUGCUAAUGAAAACGGGGUCAAAUAUAAGUAGUACUAUAGAUACAAAUUAUAAAAGAGCGUACAUAAGUUUUUUGGCAGGAAAUGGUGAUUAUAUAAAAGGUGUGGUGGGGUUGGCUAAAGGGUUAAGAAAAGUUAACUCAAGGUACCCACUUGUUGUGGCGGUUCUGCCUGACGUUCCGGCGGAACACCGUCGUGUUUUGGAGUCACAAGGGUGUAUUGUUAAGGAGAUUGAACCUGUUUAUCCACCGGAAAGUCAAACGGAAUUUGCUAUGGCUUAUUAUGUCAUCAACUACUCCAAGUUGCGUAUAUGGGAGUUUGUGGAGUAUGAGAAGAUGAUAUACUUAGAUGGCGACAUUCAAGUGUUUGAAAACAUUGACCAUUUGUUCGACUUGCCAAACGGAUACUUUUACGCCGUGAUGGACUGUUUUUGUGAGAAAACAUGGAGCCAUACAUUGCAAUAUAAAAUCGGAUAUUGUCAACAGUCACCUAAUAAGGUUCCAUGGCCAACAAAAAUGGGUCCAAAACCUUCAUUGUACUUCAAUGCCGGCAUGUUUUUGUUUGAACCUAGUAUUGACACAUAUCAUGAUUUGUUGAAGACUGUUAAGGUUACCCCUCCAACAUCCUUUGCUGAACAGGAUUUUCUAAACAUGUAUUUCAAGGACAUAUACAAGCCACUCCCAUUGGAUUACAAUCUAGUUCUUGCAAUGUUAUGGCGACAUCCUGAAAAUGUCAAUCUUGAAAAGGUGAAAGUCGUACAUUACUGUGCUGCUGGAUCAAAGCCAUGGAGGUAUACUGGUAAAGAAGAGAACAUGCAAAGAGAAGACAUAAAAAUGCUUGUUAAAAAAUGGUGGGAGAUUUAUAACGACAAAUCUUUGGAUCUUAAUAUGGCAACUCGUCAUGUUACAAGCAACGGAAACAAUGGAGAAAUGGUUUUACUUUCAGGACUUUCUGAUGCUAAUAUAGCUGUUUGCGCACCCUCGGCCGCUUAAAUAUCGUUUUUGGAGUAUCUUUUUUGGUGUAUUAUAUGUAUGUAUGGUUUUGCGAUCGUUGGACUCCUUAGGAUUAGGAUUCUGAU
Messenger RNA from Erigeron canadensis, 1109 nucleotides. Its product is annotated as galactinol synthase 2-like. Lineage: Eukaryota; Viridiplantae; Streptophyta; Magnoliopsida; Asterales; Asteraceae. Gene Ontology annotation, molecular function: glycosyltransferase activity. The record is from RefSeq and is a predicted model, not a curated record. The transcript has 3 exons. The coding region runs from base 1 to 1023 and encodes 340 amino acids.